Molecule: messenger RNA, 3066 nt
Organism: Triticum dicoccoides
Lineage: Eukaryota; Viridiplantae; Streptophyta; Magnoliopsida; Poales; Poaceae
Exons: 2
Coding region: 533-2059 (508 amino acids)
Source: RefSeq, a predicted model, not a curated record
GAUGUCUAUUCCCCUGCUGAAGUAUGUUGAUCGGAACAAUGCUAUCUCUUUCUGGAGCAUUUCUAGAGCUACUCAACUGAGUGACAGAUUGUGCAUUGCAUCUGAGAAGAAGUGCAUACCUAGCUCUUGGUUUUCCUGAAGACACAAUUGCUGGCUUCAGACAUUCCAUUCAUACACCCUCCAGAUGCAAGCUUUCCUACAGUCUCAUCGCCUCUAACCGUUGACAAUGCAAUCUUGCUUUUGCAAUGGAUACAGAGUCUCAAGUCAAGAAGGUACAAUUACCGGCUAAAUUUCUGGCUUGUGUAAAACAGGGAAGUUGGCUUAGGACAUCAGUUGGGUACAAGCCACCAAAUCAAUCAUUUCUGUCCAGUUCUGAGUGGGGAGUUCUUUUGCAAAGUGGCUCCUCGUUUGUUGAUAUACCGAUGGUUGACCAAAAGUUCUAUCAAAACAAGCUGCAUACAGGGAGGAACUCAAGGCGAUUGGAGUUAGAUUUGAAUUUCAGGAGGCAUCAGCGUACAUCGGCAGCCGCCUCAUGUCUAUGGCUGCAAGCAAUACGCUGAUCAGAGAGAAUGUGUACUCACUCCUUCGGCUGAUUCGGUUUCUUCAAGAGAAAGUUCUAUCUCCAAGCGAACUCAUCAACAGUGUCAAAGAUGGACAGUGGAUGAAGAGUACUCUCGGCUACAGGUCUCCAAUUGGUUGUAUCAUCUAUGAUUCAGGCUGGGCAGUUGCAUCCUGUAUCAGUAGCCAGCCGUUCCUUGAUGUCAAGUUCUAUGGCGACGACAUCCUUACCUACAAACCACAGCUCAACUUUCUCGGUGUUCUUGUUGAAUUUAAAGACAGCUACAAACUUGUGAUUGAUAAUUUCAAGUUCAGUUCGGCUGCUAUUACUCCUGAGGCUACUGUGCUAAUCCUCAAAUGUAUCCAGCAUGUGAACUCAUGUGAUGCCUUCAUAAGGAAGAUCAAAGAUUUAAAAUGGGUGAAGACCAGUGUGGGGUUCCGUGCUCCUAAUGAAUCUUUUCUUGUGGAUCCUCGAUGGGAGUGCCUUCUAAAGGUCUUUGAUGGGGUUCCUGUAGUUGAUUUCAGAUUUGAUGGGAGUAAGAUUAGUCCCUACAAAACAGAGUUGGAGAAGACCGGGUUGAUAACAAAAUUGGAGGCGGCAUCAAAGGCUAUAGCUCACUUGUUCAAGCAGAUGGUUCUGAACUCAUCACUUCCAAAGGCGAGUGUCCUAGCCCUGCUAGCAUGUUAUCUGCAGCUGAAAACACAGGGCGCACUCCCUGUCGAGCUUUUCAGUUGCAUGCUGAAUGAGAAGUGGUUGCGUACAUCGUUCGGUUUCAGAUCUCCCAAAGAUGCAAUCUUGUUCAAUGCAGAAUGGCAGUGUCUAUCAUCAGUAGCAGACUUACCUUUCAUAGAUGACGGUGACUCUCACCAAGGUUUAAGCAAAGAAAUACAUGGUUAUAAAGAUGAGCUCAAGAAUUUAGGUGUUACUACUGAAGUGAAAGCUGGUGCUAGGUUUGUCAUCAAUGGCAUCAACAUUCCCAAGGAUCCUUUACACUUGUCUGGAGCUAGUGUCUUGUCAUUGCUCAGGUCCAUUCGGAGCUGGUUGGCUUCUUCAAGUAACUUCCCAAAGGGCUUUCUAGAGAAAAUCAAAGGAUGCAGUUGGUUGAGGACAAAAGUGGGGUUCCAAUGUCCUGAUGAGUCGAUCCUGUUUGAUCCAAAGAAUUCUCCCAUUCGCAUAGAAGAUAGCCCUUUCAUUGAUGAAGCAUUCUAUGGCUCAGAGAUAGCCUCAUUCAGAGACGCCCUUGCGGCAAUCGGAGUAUCUGUGGAUGUUAGACACGGACAUGAGCUUGUUGCUCGACAUCUGAAAAGCCACAAAAACAGGGCUACUAUUUCUCGUAUUUACACGUACCUUAAGGAGUGCAAUUGGGAGCCUGCAAACAAGACGAGUGAUUGGAUCUGGAUACCAAAUAAAAAGAAUAGUGGAGAGUGGGUGAGCCCUCUGGGUUGUGUUCAUGAUAAGGACAACCUUUUCAGCCUGCAGCUGCAUGUCUUGGACAAAUAGUAUGACAAGAAGUUGCUGGACUUCUUUUCACAUGUUUUUGGUGUGAGGAAUGGUCCUAGCGCUGAAGAUCAUUGAAAUUGUGGAGCACAUGGGAGAGCACUGUCAGAUGCGCUAUCUCUAGCUGACUGCUCUGUUUUCUGGCAGUUCAUUGCCAAGAACUGGAGCAAAAACACGGAGAAGCUUCUUUCUGCUUGUGUCAAGGUUCUGGUUUGUACCGAUGGAACUAUCGUUCUGUCAAAGAAAGAGGAUGUGUUUAUUCCUGAUGAUCUACUUCUCAAGGAUUUGUUCGACAAGCUUCCUAACCGGUCAUUGUUCAUAUGGUAUCCAUCUUCAAGCCUGCCUUCCAUGUCUCAAGCAAAGCUGAACAACAUCUACGGUAGCAUUGGAGUCCAAGCAAUAUCCAAAGCUGUUGGGAAGAAUGAUUCACUCACAUUGGAAAAUGUCAGCCCAACAAAAGCUGCUCGGGGUAAGGUCAUCAAUGUUGGUGAUAAAACUGGUCCUUGCUUUUCUUGCCGAUCCUGCUCUCGACAUUUCUGCUGAAGGGCGGCACAAGAUAGUUUCCUGCCUGCUCAAUGUGACGGUGCUAGAGACCAGUGAGCCAAUCACGGUGGGAUACAACGUGAAGCUGUCCUCUGGGGCCGUUUUGGAUGUGAAGGCCACACGGAAGCUCCGGUGGGAGAGGGAGAGCUCGAAACUGUACAUGCAGAAAAGCAAGCGUGCACCAGGCUACAAGGAGAAGUUGGAGUUCGCAACGAACUUUGCGGAUGAGAUAUCCCAGGACCCAGGGGCUGCUCUUCGAGAAGGCAGAUCAGAUCCCUUUGCUCACGGAGCUCAUUAAAAUCGGCAGUUUGAUGGACUUCCACGGUGCCACUGUCGAGUACCUUCUGAAAUCAAAAAAUCUGCAGCUGUUCCCUGAAGACGAUGAAUUCCUUAACACUGCAUCCCUAGGUCGUAGCAGGAACUGUUAGUGAUCUCUGGAGUUGCUCUUGCGCAUGCCAACACAUGGG